AUGGAACAAUCACUCCUCGAUUUCUUAGUUGGAAACUUCACGAGUCUGAAGGUAUUCAACAUCUACGCCACAUUAGCGAACAAGUCUCUCGCGUCAGAAACAUACAUGGAGCUCAAUGAUAGCCAGACAGAGGCAAUCCACAUGGGCAAGAAGGCUCCGGGUGGAUUUGUGGUAUGUCAUGGCGGACCCGGCACGGGCAAGACACACUUCGUUAUGCACGCCAUCACACCAUUUCUGAAAGAUUCGGCAAGAGGUCACCAUUUGCUCCUCACUGCUGCUACAAAUCGUGGAGCAGAUUCGAUGGCCUGCGAGCUCAGUGAACGGCUGAGCGAUCUUUCAAACAACGACGCUUUGCUCAAGAAGCGCUACAUCCUCCGUGUACACAGCGUCAAGACCGAGAAAGCCAUCCUCAUGAGACAUGCCGCAAAGUCGAGACGGGACAAGCUGAGCAAAAAGACACCCAAGUCAGCGCUGGGAGCAGGAAGUUCGUCUUCGCAGAGCACAGGUCCGGAGAGCUCGAUCUCCUCACACUGCAGUACCUUUUCUGUCUGCAAAUUCAAGCUGGUAGACGAUCGUCGAGUUCAGCACAUCAAUUUAUCUAUUGGUCAGAAAGCCUUGGAAUUGAUCGGACUUGACCAUGGCGGGCAGGCAACUACCAGCAAAAACUUGCCGCAAUGUGCCAAAGACUUUGUCAAGCUGUACAGACUGUAUGGUCUCGGCAAGGUCUUUAGCGAACAGGACGAAGAAGACUUGGAUGGUGUCCUCGACCAGGUCCUGGGCUGGACCAUUCGAGGCGCAACCGCUCUUUGUGCCACUGUUGGAGGGGCUGCCGAUGACACGGUGUCGACGAAUUUCUCCAAUGCUGAGCUUAUUGUCAUGGACGAAGCUGCUCGGAUGCCGGAGCAUGAAGUCUGGACUCUCCUAGCCUUUUACCGUGAGGCAAUCGGCAAGAUCAUGGUAGGAGACCCUGACCAAUUGGGCCCUCAUAUCGAGGAGUAUAACGGCGUCAAGCCUUACCUCCCGCAGCUGAGCAUGUCUUUGCAAGAGCGAGCACAGAAGGCAGGGUUUCAAUCAGCCUUCUUCACUCUUCAGUAUCGUGCUGUCCCGCAGAUUGCAGCACUGUACAAUCAAGCAUGUUAUCUAAACCAACUGGUCGACCACGAAACGACUUUCCUGCCCAACGAGAAGCGCAGCCUCGCACGUCAAGUUGUGGCACACAACCACGACAAGUAUGGCAUUAGCAAAUCGGUCAUUUUCUACGACCCUACAGAGGCAGAGGAUAUGCAAGCCUACGGAACAACAAAAGUCUGUGAGCAAUAUGCAACGCUUGUCAUGAGAAUUUUGGAGAAUCUUCUUGUCGCAGGCUUCGGUGGCGUUACAAAACCGUGCACUAUUGCAAUCCUGACACCCUACAAAGGUCAGUAUUAUGUGCUGAGCGUCGCCAAAGAUAAGAUGGCCAAGCGAUAUCCUGACGCCAACAAAGUGCUGGUUGAGAUGGUUGGUAAGAGUCAGGGAAUGGAAUAUGAUAUCGUCAUUGCCGACCCAGUCAUCGUCAGCGCGGGGCCACUUUUUCUCACCAAAAAGCGACUCAAUGUGCUAUUCUCUCGUGCGAGACAAGGCUUGUACGUUGUUGGCUGUCAUGCUAAAUGGUCUGCCAUGAAGAAGAAGGACGAUUCUCCGUACCUACAAGCCUUUGCAAAAGAGCUGUACCAACAUCGCAUUACUUGGACUCCUGGUAAUGCCUUGCAGUCGCCAUUUAUCGACCCUCGCGACUUUGUCAAGUCCUACGACUUUGAUUAA
Molecule: messenger RNA, 1800 nt
Organism: Exophiala xenobiotica
Lineage: Eukaryota; Fungi; Ascomycota; Eurotiomycetes; Chaetothyriales; Herpotrichiellaceae
Exons: 1
Coding region: 1-1800 (599 amino acids)
Molecular function (GO): 5'-3' DNA helicase activity
Source: RefSeq, a predicted model, not a curated record